AGCUCAUCCAGGUGUAGGCACCUGAUCCGUGGACACCCAGCUACAUUCAGAUAACCGUUCCUGAGCAGUCUGUUCAUAAAUCUGCACUUGAACUGCUCAGUGAUGGCACUGAGAAGGCCUUUCCCAGGGGGACUGCAUGCUCUCCUUUUGUGUCCAUCUAACUUCUCCAAUUCCCUUUGCUCUCAUCUGCUGAGUGAAGCUCUCAGCGUGGCAGCAGGCUCCAAACAACAGCACUGCAUGAAACAACUUGCAUGUAAACCCCCCCCCCCAAACUAUCCAGCUUUGUGGGAAGGCCACACACAACGCCUGAGCAGUCCCAAAGGUGCCCAUUCCCCAGGGCUCACCUCACACUGCUCCUCUUUUGCUGUGUAAAGGCAGCCCCCUGGGCAGACCUCUGGGGCAAUAGCCGUGCUUGUUUAAAACUUUCUUGCCGUGCUAGAUCACAUGUAAGCCUGUUGCACAUCAUAAAUUUUAAGUGCUAAUUAUUACAUAAAUGUCUUAUUAGCACUAGAGUUGUUCUGGUGUUUUCCAAAUGCUGAAAGCAAUAGAGAGCUCAUGGUUCACAGGAUGGGGAGUGCGUGGCCAUCCGCUGGUGGAGGCAUGGGGAGGCAGAGAUGGAGCCUGCAAGGGUCAUGUUGCCAGCUUGGUCCCAACAGACAGGCUCUGUCUGGCUCCUGUUUGUGUAGGUGGUUCCUGAGCAACUCCAAGGGCAGAGAUUCAAUAGCAGUUUUGGCCGCUGACCCACCAAUUAGGCCAAGCCUUGUAGGCCACUUCCUUGUCCCCAGACAGUCCAUCUGGAUGGCAGAGCACCAGCCCUGUAGCCACAGCGUGCUGAACUUGCACGGUCAAGGCAGAGACGCACCACAGCAGGGGGCUGUGCAAAUCUGGCCCCACAUUUCCUCCACGUAUGCAGUGCCCUGUUCUUCCCAUGUCAUCUCUGUGCUGGGCAGGACAGUGGCAACUCGGUGCCUGGAUCCCUCCAAAGCAGCCUUUACCCUCUCCUCUGUCAGAGACCACACAGAGACUAUUGCAGGGAGUGUAACAGCCCCACUGCCAUAUCCAUCCUGCUUCCUCACUGGCCAUUGUCUUUCUUCUGCAAGGUGGACCCAGAGCCCUUCAACAUUUUUGGGGGGCUCAAACCAGCCAAGGUGGAACUCUCCUGAACCUCAGCGUGAGUGACCACAGCCGGUCAGGCUCCCUCCUUCUGUCCUGGGAUGAGCCAGAGGGGGGUGCCGAGGGAUAUUUGCUCGCCCUCUCCUCCCUGGGAUCAGGCACGCUGCUGCAGAAUGGAUCGGCUGGACCCAACAUCACCAGCUUCUGGUUCCACGGGCUGACCCCUGGCAUGUGCUACAAGAUUGAGGUGACAGCCAUGUUUGCCUGCAUGGAGACCACCAGCCAGACAGUCACAGCACAGACAAGUCCUUCACCUGUCCACAACCUGAGCCUGAGCAGCAGCGGGAGCUCCGAGGUGCUCCGUGCCUCCUGGGCACAUGCCCGCGGGCAGCGAGAUGGCUACCACCUUGCCCUCUACCACAGCGACUCCCAGGCGCUUGUGAGAAAUGUGUCCAUCCUGCCAAACACUUCCAUGUUCCUGUUUGACGGGUUGCUGGCUGGCAGCGAGUAUGCCUUGAAGGUCAGCACGCUGGCUGGAUCCAGCCAGGCGAGCACCAGUAUCCACCAGUGGACAGCUCCCUCCAUCCCCACCCAGCUGAGGCUCAGCCCGGGCUCCAGCACCAGCCUCGUCGCCUCCUGGGCAGGUGCUGCGGGAGCCGCCUGGCUGCACCUUGUGCUCCGCAACCUCCUCACCCAGACGGUGACCACAACCCUGUCAGCCAGGAGGGGCCUCACCAGCUACACCUUCCAGCAUCUCCACCCCGGCACCCCGUACUGGCUGGGGCUGAGUGUCACGGCUGGGUCCUACACUGUGGUGGGGCCCAAUGCCACCGCUUGGACAUACCCCCUGAGCCCUGGCAAUGUGACCCUAAGCAGUGCAGAGGAGCAGAGCUCCUUGCAGGCUCACUGGAGCACCCCAGCAGGAGGGAGGGACUUCUACCUGGUGACGCUGCAGGAGGGAGAGGAUGGUGCUCCAACGAGGAACAUCUCUGUCAGCGGCGACAAUGGUCAUGUCACCUUCCACGGGCUGAGCCCCGGAAAGCAAUACUCUGUCCAGGUGAUGGCGGUGGCUGGGCCUUACCGGGCAUCAGCCCGCAGCACAACAGCCUGGACACAGCCACUAGCACCAUCUGGUGUGAGUCUGUCCAGCCAGGGGAGCUCCUCCAGCCUACUGGCCAGCUGGGAGGAGGCAACGGGAGAGGGCUACAUGCUGGCACUCAGCCCGGUGGAGCACACCAUGAGGAACAGCUCGCUGCUCAAAGGUGUCAUGAACUUCACCUACGAGGGCCUCCGCCCUGGGACCCUCUAUGCCUUCGAGGUCAGCACCGUGGCUGGCCCCUACACAUCCUCACCCCGGCGCAUCACCAACUGGACAUAUCCUUUGCCUCCAGAGCAGCUGACCCUCAGCAACCAGGGCCGCAGCACCUCUCUGCAAGCCUCCUGGAAAGCAGCUCCUUCUGGCAGCACCGGCUACACAGGCACCCUCUGGGAAACCAGGUCCCGUGAGUGGGUCAGGAACUUGACCGUGGUGAACAACUGGACGAAUGUCACCUUUGAGGGCCUGGUCCCUGGGCGUCAGUAUACACUGGAGAUGGCUGCUAUGGCUGGACCUUACAGAUCCCCUGUGCGAUCAGCCACAGACUGGACAUACCCCCUGGCUCCGGCCGGCGUGACCCUGACCAACACCCGACGCCCACUGGGACUCUCUGCCUUCUGGGACAAGGGUGCUGGCGAUGUGGACCAGUUCCACCUCCAGCUCUACAGCAAGAGCCAUCCAGUGCAGAGGAACAUCUCAGUGGGGCCAAACACCAACAACUUCACAUUCCUGGGGCUGUCCCCUGGCAUUCAGUACUUCCUGAAGGUGACCGUCCUUGCUGGCCCGUACAGAUCCUCGUCACACUUUGCCACUGAGUGGACAUAUCCACUGUCUCCGGCUAACGUGAGUGUACAGCCUGGCCAGAGACCCCAGGACCUACAUGUCAGCUGGGUGGAGUCAGGCGGUGGCAGAGAGCACUUGGUACAGCUCUCGGUGGCUGAGUCCCUGUCCAUCAUCAGGAAUGUGUCUGUCCCCCGUGGAGUCACCCAGCUUGACCUGGAGGGGCUAGUGCCAGGCUCCCGGUACCGCAUGGAGAUCAUUACUCAGGCUGGGCCUCAUCGCACCUCCUCUCAGACUGCCAUCGCCUACACUGUCCCACUACCUCCUCUUUCCCUGUUGGCAAGCCCUGUCAGCACUGCCUGGGCUCUGGCUGUGCACUGGGAGACCCCUCCAGGGCAGAGAGAUGGGUACCUGCUCAGCAUGCAUGAGGAGGGCUCUUCUGCACCAGCAAGGAAGCUGGAAGCAGGGAAGGACAGCACCAAUGUCACCCUGGCACAGCUGGAACCGGGAACUUGCUACCUUAUUGGUAUCUGGUCAGUAGCUGGACCCUACCGUUCCCUCCCCAGGAGCGUCACUGGCUGCACAGUUCCUGCUGCACCAACAAACCUGAGCCUUACCAACCCAGGCAGCUCCUCAGAGCUUUACAUGUGCUGGAACAAGCCCCCUGGCAGGAGGGACCACUACCGCGUUGUUCUGUAUAGCCUCAGCCCUCAGAGCAAGAAUCGAGUCCAGACCUUGAGUCCAGAUGCCCAAAACGUCACCUGGAUGCACUUGGAGGCAGGCAGCAGGUUUGCUGUGCAGGUGACUGCUGUGAAAGGCUCGCUUGAAGCUUCCUCCACCAACGUCACCCAAUGGACAUACCCCUUGGCCCCUGACAACCUCACCCUGGGCAGCCCCUCUGCCUCCAUGCUGCAGGUCGCCUGGGAAGCAAUGGGGCGAAGAGCAGAAGGCUACGUGGUGGAUGUCUAUGACACUGCCUCCAGCGCUCCUGUUGGGCACACGGUGCUGAGUGGGGAUGCCAGGAGUCACAUCUUCAGGAACCUGAGCCCUGGCAGCCACUACAGCGUGGCAGUGAAGGCCACAGCUGGACCCUUCCACGCCAGCACCCCCAACCUCACCCACUGCACACGCCCGCUGCCCCCGGCUGCUGUGCACUGGCUGAGCACGGGGCACCCUGACAGGCUGAGCGCAUCCUGGGGGGCUGCGGCUGGGGGGCGAGAUGGCUACACACUGACCCUGUACCACGCACGACUGGGCACUGUGGCAGCUACAGCCUCACUGGGGAGUGACACCCACAACUUCACCUUCACGGACCUGACCCCAGGAUAUGAGUACUCCCUGGAAGCCAGUGCCACGGCUGGACCAUACCAGGCAGCAGCACCCAACAUCAGUGGCUGGACACGCCCGCUGCCCCCAGCCACCGUGCGCUUGCUGAGCACGGGACACUCCGACAGGCUGAGCGCAUCCUGGGGAGCUGCAGCUGGGGGCCGAGACGGCUACACACUGACCCUGUACCACGCACGACUGGGCACCGUGGCAGCUACAGCCUCACUGGGGAGUGACACCCACAACUUCACCUUCAUGGGACUCGCCCCAGGAAGCAAGUAUAUGCUGGAGGUGGUGUCCAUGGCUGGGUCCUACAAGACACCUGUGGCGAAUGUCAGCAACUGGACGUACCCGCUGGCACCCCGUAAUGUGUACAUGACAAACCAGGGGUAUCCCAACAGGCUGAGUGCAUCCUGGCAAGCUGAACCCCAAGGACAAGACAGUUACAGGCUUCUUCUGUAUCACUCGGGAUCAGGUAUUGUGGCAGCCAAUGUAUCUGUUGGGAAAGGCACCAGCAAGUUCACCUUUUCUGGCCUGGCUCCAGGACACAAAUACCUGCUGGAAGUGGCAGCUGUGGCAGGGCCUUACACAGCCGCUGCAGGAAACAUCAGCGACUGGACAACCCCCUCAGUUCCCAAAAAUCUCUCUGCGGUGGCUGAAGGGAACAACACGAUGCUCGUCUCCUGGGGCAGCAUCUCUGGACAGCAGGACGACUGCCAGCUGUGGCUGCGGGAUCCCAGGAACAGCACGCUGCCCUGGCGACAUGCCCUCGGCAGAGGGCAAGUCCAGCACCUCCUGCAGGGGCUGAUCCCAGGGAGGAACUACUCUGUCUCCUUGAGCUGUGUGGCUGGGCCCUACUGGAGCAGCACCAAACCCUUGGCAGUGCCGAUGGAGCCAAACCCAGUGCAGGAUGUGCAAUGCCUACCAGAGUCAAGGAGCCUUUACUUAAACUGGACCAGCUCUCCUGGAGAUGUGGAGGUUUAUGAGGUGGUGACAGAGAGACUCUCUGAUGAUGGUCCUCCCACCUCCAAGUAUGUCAUGAGCAUCCCUAAAAGCGAGGCCAGUCUGGAGGGGCUGUGGCCAAACUCCUCCUACCGAAUUGUUGUGAGCACAGUGGGCACGAACACAAUGAGAAGCCAGGCUGUGACUCUGCUCUGCAACACAACAGUGGAGGCCCUGCCUCCACCCCUGCGAGCAGAUAUCUUCCAGGUGGAGGGCAGCUCCACAGUUGUCAUUCCAUCUGACCUGUUCAGCGAGGAGAAUGGCCAGAUUGAGUAUUACGGUGUCGUUGCUACCACUAAUGAUUCACUGCUGAGGCCCACCCAGGACAUCAUGUCCAGCACAUGGUAUGACCACUAUUAUGGGACAGAGGACUCCUACCUGGCUGUGCUAAUCCCCAAUCCCUUCCAUCUGAGCCCCAGGAGCUCCCCAGAAACCUGGCGAGUGCCAGUGGGAACAGAGGAGUGCGGCCAGUCCAGGGCAACAUGCAACGGGAAGCUGAAAGCCAACGAACAGUACAGGUUCAGCAUCGCUGCCUUCACCAAAUAUGACCCAGUAGCCCCUGCAGUGACGUUCACCAUGUUCUCAGCUGCUGGAUCUGGUGCAGAUGCAACUCCACUGUCAAUGCCAAUAAUCGCUGGAAUCAUCACGGGAUUUCUCUUGACACUUGUCACUAUUUUUGCUUUGGUCUACUGGAAACAGCUUAGAGCAAAGAGAACCACUAAGAGCAGCCUGCCUCAGGAAAUGGUGACCUACAGCUUGAGAAACGUGCAUCGGCCAAUUCCCAUACAGAACUUCAAGCAGUACUAUGAGAUGAAGACAGCAAGUGCUAACUACGCUUUUUUCCAGGAGUUUGAGGAGCUGAAGGAAGUUGGGAAGGAGCAGCCAAAGGUGGAGGCUGAGCUACCAGCAAACGUCUCCAAGAACAGAUAUCCCCACGUGCUGCCCUAUGAUCACUCUCGGGUCAAGCUGAGCCAGCUGCGGGAGGAGCCCCACUCAGACUACAUCAAUGCAAACUUCAUGCCUGGCUAUACAUCCCAGCAGGAGUUCAUUGCCACCCAGGGCCCCCUGAAGAAAACGAUAGAGGACUUUUGGAGGCUGGUGUGGGAGCAAAACAUCUGCAACAUCAUCAUGCUGACAGUGUGCAUGGAGAAUGGGCGGGUCCUCUGUGAUCAUUACUGGCCAUCCGAAUCGGCCCCAGUCUCCUAUGGGCAGGUCCAGGUCCACCUGCUGAUGCAGAGCAGCUCUGAGGAGUGGACCAUACGCGAGUUCAAACUGUGGCAUGAGGGUCUCCGGGCAGAGCGGCAUGUGUCCCACCUGCACUACACGGCGUGGCCCGACCACGGGAUCCCAGAGUCCACGACUUCGAUCAUGACCUUCAGAGAACUGGUCCGGGAGCACAUCCAGAGCACCAAGGACGCGGGGCCAACCCUCGUGCACUGCAGCGCUGGCGUGGGCCGCACCGGCACCUUCAUUGCCCUGGACCGGCUGCUGCAGCAGAUGAAGCAGGAGAAGGUGGUGGACAUCUUUGGUGUUGUUUACACCUUGCGGAUGAACCGUUACCUGAUGAUUCAGACACUGUCCCAGUAUAUUUUCCUGCACAGCUGUAUCCUGGACAAGAUCUUGGAGGAGCCGCUCGUGGGUUUAUCAGGGACAGAGAGGUCCUGCCGUAUCCCGCUGAAAAGCUUUGCUCAGCACUAUGCCCAGAAGGCAGCCAAGUCCCAUGUGGGCUUCCUGAGGGAGUACGAGACCCUCCUAGAGGUAGUCAAGGAAGAAGCCAGCUCUGCAACACCAUCUUCAGGCAACCAGCAGGCACGGCCCUCUUCCAGCAUCCUCCCAUAUGAUCGCUCCAGAGUGAAGUUUUCCCUGCUGGAACACGGCCCUUUCUCAGGUCUCCUGCAGGUGUGGCGUGUCCCGGGCUGCAGCUCCAGCAGGGAAUAUCUGGCUGUCCAGGGGCCUGACAAGUUGACCAUGGAGGACUUCUGGACCCUGGUGUGGGAACAGGACAUUCACACCAUCCUAACACUUCUCCCACGGCAGGAGAAGGUGGAGGUCCCAAGCGAGGAGUGCUGGCCGCUGGAAGGAGACUCUCUCUGCACAAAGAUGCUGACCAUCCAGUGUGGCACAGAGAAGCUUGUCUCCGGAUGGAGGUGUAUCCAGCUCAAAAUGAAACACGAGAAGAAAGCAAAGGAGAGGCAGGUACAACAGUUCCUAUACACGCUCUGGAGUCCCAAGAAGCAGCCAGAUGUCCAGAGCCUGGUGGAGCUCCUCACUGCUGUCAGACAGUGCAUGAGCCCCCGGAAGAGAGCCGGUCCUCUCCUGCUGCACUGCAGUGGUGGCAUGAGCCAAAUGGGGACGCUGAUCUCCCUGGAUUGCCUGUUGCACCAGAUGAAAGCGGAGAGAACCGUGGAUGUCUAUGGCGUGACCCUCCAGCUGACAAGAAGCUGCUGUCUCAUGACCCCGACUCUGGACCAGUACAUGUUCCUGUACACCUGCAUCCGGGACAUCAUUGCUCAGAAGCUGCCCUAACACAGCCCGGCCCUUGCUGGUGCUGUCCUGCCCUCCUCCUCUGCAGGGUCCUGUCUGGAGCCAGGAGCUCGCUGAGAGCACUGUGGGGGUCCUGGCACAGAGUGAGCCCUGCAGCAGUGGGGGAGCCUGUGCCAGCACUGUCACCAGCACACCCCGUGUGGUGUUAGCAGCCUCAUGGGGUCUCCUGAACAGAUGGGCAGCAUUGUCCUGCUAUGCACUGCUGCAGCCCCUCGGUGCAGACAUGGUGAGGGGCUGGGCAGGAUGUUCCCCUGCUUUGGCCACCUCCUGGGAUUCCUGGUGCCUGGAAGGUUUGUUGACGCUACUGGGGUGCAUAGUGCCAGCUGUGGGAGCUCUAUGCUGCCCUUGCCCCUCAGCACGGAAGGGGCAGCCCUGGGCUCACUCCUGGACAGCCCUGGCACCUACAGGCUGCUGAGGUCUGACAUGAGCACUGAGCACCAUGGGCUCCAUGCACCCGUCGGCACUGGGCAUGUUGGGGUCUCAGACACCACUGUGGGCACAGCAUGGUGGGAGCUGGCUUGUCUUGGCUGGUGGAUCAGUCUUAGGUACAAACAAUAAACAGCCCUAGAAAAGAG
Molecule: messenger RNA, 8436 nt
Organism: Falco peregrinus (peregrine falcon)
Lineage: Eukaryota; Metazoa; Chordata; Aves; Falconiformes; Falconidae
Product: receptor-type tyrosine-protein phosphatase V-like
Exons: 38
Coding region: 1343-7843 (2166 amino acids)
Biological process (GO): protein dephosphorylation; angiogenesis
Molecular function (GO): cadherin binding; protein tyrosine phosphatase activity
Source: RefSeq, a predicted model, not a curated record